GGAACGCGCAGUCAGAGGAUGUGGACAGAUGGUAGCAUCACUUCAGCAGCGCAGGUUCACACAAGUGUGUGUGAGUGUCAGUGUGUGUUCUGUGCGUUCAGGCUGUCUCACUGGGUUGAUUCUUUACAAACUAAAAGCUCCGUGGCGCUCGGUACGGGAGGAAUCUAAACGAAUUGGCCGAUUAACGGGACGUCUUGUCGAGGAUGUGUGGCGUGGACGUGGACCUGGAUGAUGGUCCAGCUGAUGAGGAGAAGGAGGAGGAUGAGUUCUGGACCGGGGAUGCUGUGAAGAUGCUGCCCCCUCCCAUGGCCCACAGUGAGGGCAGUGUGUGGGGUGGCCAUAGGGGCAGGUGGGGCUGCUUGGCUUGUGGAGCAGCUCUCAUCCUCUGGAACCUGUGUGUGGUUUCAGUCGGAGCUCUGCUGCUGCUGGUGGUCUUCUGUGUGGUGCUGCUGCCGUCAGGGCUGCUGCUGUACGCCGGCUUCCUCUGCCACUCCAGGGUCCUCGAUUCCUCCUCUACCAUCUGCCGUUACCUUGACGACAACAGCUGCUCUGCCCUCAUCAUCCUGGGCUUUGUGAUGAUGUCUCCACUAGUGGUCGUGGCUGCUGCGAUCUUCUGCGGGCUGCUCCGAAGGUUUCGGCUUCUGCUUUUCAUCCAGCCGAUCGGGCGUGCUCGGUACCGAGGGAGGCUGCAGGACUGGGUGGGCAGCUUCCACGCCUGGGUCUAAGAGUGUGGGUGAGGGUUCAAAGCACGGUGAAGAACGAGUUCUGGAGAGGUAGAGUGUGAUAGAGAGGGUGGACGAGUCCUACCUCUGGGACAAAUGGUGAAAUUAAGCCUGUAGGAGAGAUGAAUGUUAAUAAAACCUGAUAUGGGAUGAAAAAAUAACUCUUUUUAAGCUUUAGGGCUGAGCAGAAUAAGGUUUCAGCAUUAAUGUCAUAACGUCUGUGUUCGUGUGCAACAGUCUCACGCUGCGUUAACUACCUGCAGCCGUCUGUCAUGCAUGCUAAACCGAACACGUCCAGCUGCACAUCUCUGCUGCCUGGAAGUCCCUAAAAACCGGUGAUAUCUCCGUUUAAUCGUCCAGCUGGUUCCCGUGGUUCUAGAGAAACGUUGAAACUUUGUGUUAUUGAGAGACGUGACAGUCUGAUGAGGAUUGUGAUUGUUGACCCCGUCAGAAAACUGACUUGUGUUUGAUGCUUUAAACAAAAAGAGUUUACAAUAAAGUUCCUGACGAUGUGGUUAAGAGAAUAAAACACCUUUUUAUCACCAGUUUACCCAAAUGAUUUUUUUUCUUCUAACUCUAGUGCUCAAAUGAUUCUAAAUCAUCAAGAAUUUCCACUUUCCACAAAUUUUUUAUGAAGUAAAGUUGUGCAGAAGGCCAGAGGACCUUUGAGAUGCAUUUAUUAAAUAUCUUCUUGUAUAACAGAUAUCAUUAGUAUCGUCUUUUACAUCAGCAGACUUUUGGAGUGACAUGGUGGCUUGUUUAGAGGAAAGCAACACAGGAUGUGAUCCUUUAGCAGCUUGUUUACAGCUCUUGGUUUUACAGAAACAAAAAACUCUGCAUGUAUAAAACUCUCCUGCAACAAUGCUGUGUUUCUGUUGCUUGUGCAACUUUUUCAUAUUUUUAAAUCAUUUUCUUGAGCCAGUAUUUGCCUAAAUGACCCUUUACGAGGUUAAUGAAAGGCCACCUAUCGCCUCCUGUGGCCAGAAUAUUCCACUUGCAACUUCAGACUGGGGCUGCUUUGUUGGAGCUGACAUACCUGGCGCUGCUGUCUGGUGCCAGCAGGUUUCGUGCAUGUUUUAGAUCAUGAACACAGCUGAUUUGUUUAAUUUGGUGAUGGAUCGCUCCUCUAGACACCAAGAAAGUUUGGGGAGACAUUUCAGAUGUUAGAUUAAGGUGUUUAAAAUGCAACGCACAGUGAGGAGACGGGUUUUGCUUUUAGUUCUACAAAUGGACACUAGGGGGUGCUAAAAGCAAGCAAAAACUGCCCAUAAUUCCUCUUUAAACAUGGAAAUAUUGUUCAUGGUUUAGAGUUUUUGUUCAUUUUCUAAGGCCUAGUCCACACGUAGCCGGGUUUUUUGAAAACGAAUAUCCGCCCCUCCAAAAACUUGCAUCCACACCACCGCGUUUUAAAAACAAACUCUGUCCACACGUACCCGAAUAAAUACGUUGUUAAGGACAUGCCAGACCUGUAGGCGGCAGUACUUCCCCCGUUCUUAACCUCGUCCUUCGUCUGUGGUCUUCCGCAAGGAGCAGUAAUUCCGCUUGCAAAAACAAACAAGCAAAAAGCGCUUGGACAAUUGAUAAAGCGAGCGCAGCUCUGAAGGCUUCCAUGAUGGCGGCUAGUGUAAACACAGGUCGCACACGUGAUGUCAGCAUUUUUUGUCGCGGAAAGUGACGUUGCAGACCUUAAAACUCCGGUUUUGUCUGUCCACAUGCAGACACCCAAAAUGGAGAAAACGCAGAUCUUCACUUUGGCCGGAGUUUUUAAAAAGAUCCGUUUUCGUGUGAAAAAACUCCGUUUUCGUGUGGAUGACAGGCCAAAACGUAGAGAAAUAUCUACGUGUGGACAGGGCUAAAUGAAUGAAGGUUUCUGUAGGACCUAGUGAGGCUAAAAAACAAAGCAGAGAGUUAAAGGGACUAAAUGUCUUUCGCAAUCUAAAUAUUCAGUUUGAUCAGCUGCUGCUUAUUUGCCGCUCAUAGAUCAUUGUUGCUUAUUUCUACUGUGAAAAUGUGAAACAUUAAAACCCCUUUCACAAUAAAAGUAGCAGCAAACUGACAAAUGAAAGGUUGUUUAUGAUUCAAAUCAUCAGGACAGAAAUAAUGAAAAUAUAUUUCAGAGCAUUUUUAUUUGACAUGAAACACUGAGGUACUUUUGUUCUUGUACUUGUUUUGAAGAUCAAAAUAAACAGGUUUCAUUAUGUUCUCUAUUCUGACAUGUACGACUUAUUUAUAAUAGAACAUUUUAAUGGCUGUAACAAAGCAAGUUUUGUCCUAAUUAAAGUUGUUUAAUUCCAGUUUAACACCUGAAAGAUGUGAUUGUGUUAUUCAGGAGAAAUGUGCUCGCUACCAAAGCAUGUACUGACCCUCUGCCAAUAAAAGACCAUUGUUGUCA
This is a messenger RNA of Nothobranchius furzeri (turquoise killifish), 3114 nucleotides long. NCBI's taxonomy places the organism in Eukaryota, Metazoa, Chordata, Actinopteri, Cyprinodontiformes, Nothobranchiidae. The record is from RefSeq and is a predicted model, not a curated record.